AAAUCACAAAGCCCAGGUCACAUUUCGCUGCCGAUUGUCAAGGACGUUGGAAAUUUGACGUGGGUCUGUCUUUUCAAUCAAAUUGUCAAACAUGGGUAAAGUAAAGUGCUCAGAAUUGCGACAAAAGGACAAGAAAGAGCUCACUAAGCAGCUCGAAGAACUCAAAACUGAGUUGUUGAAUCUUCGUGUUGCAAAAGUGACUGGCGGAGCUCCAUCAAAGCUCUCCAAGAUUCGCGUUGUCCGUAAAUCCAUUGCCCGCUGCUACAUUGUCAUGAACCAGAAGACAAAGGAGAAUUUGCGCAAAUUGUACAAAGGCAAGAAAUUCCGCCCCUUGGAUCUUAGACAAAAGAAGACCCGUGCGAUGCGCAAAGCCUUGAGCCCACAAGACGCCAAACGCAUUACUCUUAAGGAGCAGCGAAAACGUUCCGUCUAUCCACAACGCAAAUUCGCCGUCAAGGCCUAAGCUGCAGGAACAACGCGCGUGGAUACGAAACUAAAAACCUUUUCAACAAUAAAAAAUAAGAGAAGAAAACAAAUUUUUUUCUUUUGUAAUUUAA
Culicoides brevitarsis is the source of this 557-nucleotide messenger RNA. RefSeq names its product large ribosomal subunit protein uL29 (gene RpL35). The record is from RefSeq and is a predicted model, not a curated record. Lineage: Eukaryota; Metazoa; Arthropoda; Insecta; Diptera; Ceratopogonidae. Gene Ontology annotation, cellular component: ribosome; cytosolic large ribosomal subunit. Gene Ontology annotation, molecular function: structural constituent of ribosome; mRNA binding. The transcript is spliced from 3 exons. Gene Ontology annotation, biological process: maturation of LSU-rRNA from tricistronic rRNA transcript (SSU-rRNA, 5.8S rRNA, LSU-rRNA); translation. Bases 92 to 463 code for a protein of 123 amino acids.